GACAAGAUGGCGGACGGCUUGAAAGAAAGUGACUCAAUCAAGUUAAAACCAAGAGAAAAUAAGCAAUCGAAAAAGACAAGUGAGUGAGAUCUUCUGCUAAUCAAAGUGGUAUGCUUGUUUGCUUAUGCGAGUUACAAUUACCUUUUUUUUUAAUCUUCAGAAGCAUCUGCUCGGGCUAAAAAAGAUGAAAAUCAAAGGUGAGAUUCUCUUUUCGAAUCGUCUCAGGAGUUUACUUAUUUGUAGCUUUUCAUAUUUGCACAUUGUAUACUGGUGAGUUCCACUUUUCAAUUUAAAUGAAUACUCUUAUCUUAAUUACUAUUCUCUCUGGUUUGAAUUUCAGGUUAAAAGAGAUUGAAACCUCCAUUCGCUCUCAAGUCGCCGCAGAAAAGCGAGCCCAUGACGUAGUGGAGAGGCUAGUUCUAGAAGAUUUCAUCUCGGAAGACUUCCUCAUCAACUCGGUAAACAGACUCUGUUAGAUUGUGUUCGACCUCGAAUCCAGAAAAGGAACAACGUCAAGAUAAAGUUUUGAGAAAGUAAUAUGUUUUCUCUUAAUUCUGCAGGGAAACUUGAUCACAACAAGCCAUUAUGCAGAUAUAGUAGAAGAGAGGAUGUUAUCCAAAAAGUGCGGUUACCCUUUAUGUAGAAAUCCUUUGAACCAGGUUGGUAAGUCAGUUGCUGUUAGUCCAGUCUAAAGUAUGUGGCAGAUGCUUGCAAAUGCCCCUUUUAAAUUGCUCAUUGUGCAUGACAGAAUCACAGCAUUGGCAAAGUAGCUGCUAUACAAAGAGGGUCACAUAAUAGUUCUGGACAGAUAGCUCAUACAGCUGAAAAUGGCUCUGCACUCACCAGAUCUAACCAAGUUCUGCUUUACUCUGCCAAAUGGCCCCCUACUAAAAAAUCUAUUAGAUAUUGUUCAAAAAUUAGGAAAUGAAGAUGCAUCUUGGAGCCAAAAUAUCCAAAUAAAUGCCUAGACCCAAUGGAUAUACUUGUAUGACAAUAUCAGGGAUGCUUAUGCUGAAGUCUUUCCUUGGUUAAAAAUUGUUCAAACCAGUUUGUAUUUUGUAGUUAUUUUAUUCCUUACCAUAGUUUGAAACCAAGAAAAUUAAAACUCAAACUGGUGUGGAAAAAAUUGAUAUCAGGCAGUUGAAGGAAAGGUAGCAUAUACAGCAUGCUUACAUAAUUUGUUCAAUUUUCCAGAUUCCAGCACAAAAAUACAAGAUCUUUUUAAAAACAAAUCGAGUUUAUGAUAUCACAGAAAGAAAGGUAAGCUAUUCUCCUUCUUGUUAUUUCAGUAUUGUUGUUAUUGAUUAUAAUAAUAAGGAUAAUAAUAACAUCAAUUUAUUUAGUACUAUUCUGCUAAUCUUCCAUAGUGCUUUACAAUCAUUAAUGCUAUCUUAACUAAGGUAAAAACUAUAAUCUAAAAAAACAAGAUAAAUUUACAAAGCUAAAAAAAUAAUAUAAAAAUAUUUUAUUAAAGAUAGAUCUUUAAAUUCUUCUUAAAAAUAGCUAUAAAAUGGAGAUUUUUUAAUGCUAAGAGACAAUUCAUUCCUUAACCCUGGUGCUUCUGUGCUGAACACCCUCUCUUCAUAAGUAAUUAGUUUUGUCUGUGGCACAGUGAGCAGUUCUUUGUUACAAGAACAUAAAGACCUAAAGAUACUUCAGUGGCUCAGCAUUAGUAGCUCAGUGAAUAAGAAGCGGUGAAUUGAUCACAAUAGAUUGACAACAAGUCACUUUUAUGAUCAACUUUACUACAAUGUACAAUGUUAUUUUUUUAACCUUUUUUAUUUUACAUUAUUUGUCUGUUUUUUUCAUAUUUGGGCAUUAUCGAGGUUGCAUAUUGUUGUCCAAAAAGCAUAUCUGUUAGUAGGAUAUUAAGAUUCAACCAAAAUUAAAUGAAGAAAUAGGUUUUUUAUUGAUUUAACAACAUGCCCUUAACAGUUCUAAAUGUCAUUAAAUUUAGCAUUUGUUUGUGUUACAGUGUUUUUGCUGCAACUUGUGUUAUAAAGCAUCAAAAUAUUUCGAGUCACAAAUCUCAGAUUCUCCAGUGUGGACACGGAUUGGUGAAAGGUACUGUCACUCUGCCAUAAUUUCUUUGUUAAUCAUUUUGUACAAAAUUCAAAAUUCUUAACCCUUAAACUCCCAUGAGUGACCAAUAAUUUUUCAUAUCGAUAUCUAUACAAUAUCAAGCAGAAGACUGAUGAGAAUAAAGAAAAAUAUAAAUUAUUGAAAAGUUUUUUGUCAGAACUAGCAUCAAAAGAAUUGUGUGGUAGAUAGUAAAGAAUUAGUAAUAAGAUUCUGGAAGUGAAAAGGUUGACAAUACUAUGGUUUGCACAUCAGAGUAUGAAAAGUAUGCAUUUGUUUGAAUAAAAUUUUUGGGAAAUAAAUGCAGAAUAAAUUCACAUUUUGGGGCAAAGAAGAAUUUAAAAAGUAUUUUUAAUUUUAAAAGAAUUUAAACAUACCCCUCAUUCUUCAAGGGUAUGUUUGGUAUGGAAUACAUCUCAGUGUUGUUUCACUCAUCUGGUAACAAUUUUUCUUACUUGUGGACUCCUCUACUAACUAUGUUGUGGAUCAUCUCUGAGGUUCCUGGCCUCAUGCUAUAGCUGAAUUGACAUACAAUGAGAAUUCAGUGUGUCAUUUUGUUUUUAUGCUGUAGAUAAUGUACUUUAUACAGAUAAUUAGAAUCCUUAUUUAGAGGGGAUUUGAAGCCAUCUGAGCAAAAAUUGUAUGGUUGCGUUUAUUAGAUAUUCUGUCAUGUGUUUCAUGAGAUUGCAGGUGAUCUUUCAACCUGACAACCUGCAUAAGAAGUUGGCUUUGAUAUGGUGAAGUUCCAACGUAGAUACAAAGAUUUUCAGUGAUACUUUCACCUACUUAAUCACAACACAUAAGUUUCUUAAACACUGGUUAGAUAUGACAAAUGUGUUGCCAAAAGCUAUGAACUGUGAAAUGAUGUUAAUGAAGUUAAUACUUGAUAUUUUUGCAUGCUAUACAGCCCCAAGAUGUUUGUUUUGCUCAAGAAUGAAAACAACACCAGUAGGUAUGGGAAACUGAGAAUUAAUUCGUUAGUUUAUCAAUCAAUACUAGUUUCUCUCUUAGACUAUUAAUUUAUCAGCUGAAUAAUCUAUGCAGGAUUUUUUGAGAGAACACAAGAGAGAACAUUUAGCAAAGAUUGGUCAAUGUGGUUGCAGGUUAUGUGGUUCUUCUAGGAUGUGUUUGGUAUAGAAUACAUGUAUGCCUCAAUGUUAUUUCACUGGCAACAAUUUUUCUUACUUGUAGAGUAUCUCAAAAGUUCCUGGCCUCAUGUUAGAGCUGAAUUGAUAUACAAUAAGAAUUUAGGUUGUCAUUUCAUAAAUACGUAAUAGACAAAGUACUCUAUACAGAUAAUUCUCAUGACAGAAGUUUGCAAAUUACAACCUGUUGGAAAAUGAGUCACAAAAUCUUUCAAAGUGCUGUAAACACCCUAAGUUUAUUAUUACUCCUGACAGUAAACCAAGGGAAAGUGCAGUCAACUGCUUAAAUAAUUAGGAAAGGUGUGGGUUUGUCUAUACAAUAAACAACAGAUUUUUGACCAAUCAUAUGGCUCAUGGUAUGCUAUUUAUAAAAUAAUGUAAUUUUAAUAAUGUAAUUUUAAUAAUGUAAUUUAAUUAUAAUAAUGUAAUGUAAUUAUAUAUUCUAUGCAUGCAAAAGCCACCAACACACAAAGCUAGCUGAUUCUUACCAGCUGGUAGAUCAUCAACAAAUCGUUAUCUGCAUAGUUGUUUACUGAUUUAAAUAAUUCAAAGUUGACCAUCUCUUUUCACAGGACUGGUUCUGGUGAAGUUCUUCUUGGAAAAGAUAAUAAACUAGAAAAUAUAAGGUGAUAGAAACAAUCAUGUCACCUUCAGCAGUUAAUGUAUCCCACAUGUUCUUUAUCCUUAUUUUACUAUAGAGGAACUGUUAGCACAAUCAAUUUGUAUCAACGGUUUGCUAGAAAUAAGUUUACUUGAGCAAAAAUUUAGUGGGGUAUGUAAAAGUGAGCGUGUCUUUAUUUGUUGGUGUUUGGAACUUUAUGAGUCAAGUCUGUUAAUGAUGAUUAGUGGGCAAGAACACUUGUACAUAGCAAAACGCGUUUUAAAAAUUAUUUCACUCGCGUCAUAAAAAGGGUAAAGUAUUCCUCUUAAAGUUUAUUUUUGAUCGGAGUUUGUAUUUUUCUUUAGUGACGGUAUGCAAGAUGAUCGCGUCAUGGAUCCUGAGAAAAGUGAAAAAAGUUUGUAUGGACUGGCAGCAGGCUAUAGUGGAGAAUUGUCGCAGGAUGAAGAUUCUCUAAUAACAUCCCAAGAGAAUUCUUUUAUUCGCAAUGAGAACAAUCCACAAGGGAACUUGUCAUCGUCAUUGUCCACAUCUUUUCUGGCAUGUAGAAAUGAAAAAUCAGGUGCAUUAGAUCAUUUGUUGGACAAAACAGAUCUAUUACUUGAAAAACCUGAACAGAUAUCAAAUGAACCUGACCUCCUACAGUGUCAUUCUCCUAAAUCGCAAAGGAGAGCGCAAGAUUCUAACAAGAGUGAGAGAAAUUUUUCCUCUGAGGGUGAAAGGAAGCUGGACUUUGUUAGGAAAUCACUGAACAGUGACACAGUAAUUCAAUCUGUCCAAGCUGUGUUCCAGGAAUGGUGCACACAUUCUACCUUUGAAUAUCUGGGACUCGCUGUAAAACCAAAAGUCGCGAGCGCCCCACCAGAGGCGAAAGACAAAGGUAAGCAUUUUUCUUGAUUAUUAGAUUUUAAUCUUUUCUUGAUUAUUAGACGGCAAGUUUAGGGUUGCUCUGACUCUAGAGUCGGUAGGCUAUGAGGGAAUCAAGAUCGAGGCAAUUAUUGGCUGCAAAUUUGGAAGAAAGCCAAGAUGUGGUGAAUUAGAAACCGACUGAUCUUUGUGCCACAGGAGUGAACCAUGUAAGUGUAGUCAUUUUAUUUAAUUAGUUUAAUUUGUUUGGGACUUGUGAAGGGACACAUUUAACCUCGACUUUGUCGAUGAAAGCUUGUGAAUGAAAACUUGUCUAAGAAAUCUUUUGAGGGAAAACUUGUUUGGCAAAUCUUUUUGAGGAAAGCUUGUCAGGUAGAACUUGUCCUGGAAAUAUUUUCGAGGUAAAGUUGUCCAAUAAAACUUGUCUUUGAAAUCCUUUAAAAGAAAACGUAAGUGAAACUCCGGCUUUGUUGAACCAUCUAGACCCAGAAUCCUUCACGACCAGGGCUAUUCAGUUCUUCCAAGCUGCCUUGAAUGACAGUGAAGAUUCAGACUUAGAAGCAGAUACUGAACUGGGUCCGAAAAUAACCAAAGAAAAUAUAGUGAUAAAAGAAAACAAACCUGCAAAUGAGGUAACUAUACAGUUAUCAUUAAUUAAAAAAAAGAGACAUUUUCUAAGGGGCUUGGUCAUGGAUUAGUACAUUUUACUCUAUUGAAAGUAAAUUUAUUGAUUGUUAUGAAAAUACUUCUUCGUCUUUUCAACCUUCGCUGGUUGAAAACCAUAGUUAAGAAUGUAAUUUAAUAUAAGCUCUUUUAUGGAAACUGGUAACGGUGUAAAAGUGUAUCUUUAAUUUCUUGUACUCCAAACUCAGUCAAAGUGAAAUCAGCAUGGUGGAUUUGACGAUUUUGACGAAUUUUCGCCAUUUUCGUUACUGUAUGCUUUUCACGGCAUAUCUCAAGUUAACACUGUAUUAACACUUUACUUGAUUGUUGUAGGAUAGAAUUUGUAUUCUGCCUCCUAUCGACUCAAAAUCACAAGUUACCAUCAGAAGACGAAUUGUCUUGGAUAGAUUGUUUCGAACGUAAGUGUGACUGUCCAAUUAUGAUUUAAGUCAAAGUAUAACCUGUUAUCUUCACACAUAAAAAUCGCACCUUACUACUUCCAAAAAAAAAGCAUUAAAGUGGAAUGAUUUAAUUGUCAUUGGUGUUCAUAUACUACAUAGAAUAGUACAUGGUCACUUAGAGAUAGGAAAUAUGUCUUCUCGUGUUGAAAAAUAUUUCGCGAGUGAGCGAUAUUUUUGAAGAGAAAUUUCUUAUCUCCGUGCGGCAAUGUAAUAUCCACUACAUAUUUAUUGGUGUUUUUAACAAAAUAAUCAAUUUACUCGUGCUUGUUGUUUAUGAGAUGAUUUAGUAGCGAACUCGGCCUAUCUAUCAUCCCACCAACGCGUGCUCGUGUAACGAUUGUUAAUAAGAGAGCAAUCUUCAAUUGGGUAUCGAAAGUGAUCCUUGGCAUUUCUUCAGUCAGCUUUGUUAGUUUGCCUAGAAAACUUGUGCCACCUGCUCACCUAAUGAGAUUCUACCAACCUUGAGCCAAUUGUGACUUGAUAACUCGCGCUUUCCUACUCUUUAGGCCAUUUCCGAGUAUCAUCUCUGAGUUCCCAUUGGCUGUUUGUGAUAUUUAUAUUCGCACUGAUUGGUUGUUGUGAUUACCAUGGUAUUGUUGUUACGGGACUCCAUCGGAAAGCGCUUUGGCAAGGUUACAUUCAUUUGCUGAUUCAAUUGCAUGAAAUAGUCUUGCUUCUGUCCCUAGCAUGCCAGAUUUGUUGAGUGAAAUCAAGUUAACUGUGGGGGAAGUAUCACGUGACGUCACUCAGCUGGUUCACACCUUUAGGUCAGUGGAAGUAGUCCUGAUGUGAAUUUCAGUGCUCACAGUGACAACUUUAAUGGUUAUUGUGUCAAGGUUAAAAUUAUUAUUAUUAAUUGCCUUACAAUGAAGAGCCACGUUGAACUCGACUAAAGCGAGCGGACGUUAAUUUUCAACUUACAGUUGUUAAUCAGUGAUUGUACAAUAAAACAAUGGUUACACAAUAUGUUAAUUUGUUUAUUUAUACAUGUGUUUAUUUAUUGUAGUCUUGACAGUAAAAACAUCACCCUGAAGCCUCUGCAGUGGAGAAUUCUCUCCUUGGCGUUGAUUCUUAUGUGGGUAUAUUUUUUCUCUUUAUUGGAGUAAUACACUAAAUAACCUUAAGUUGCCGGUUUUCGCUGUCACGCUAUCAUUAAAACCAACCGAAAAAAAAAUCAAGAAUCAAAGAGAUAAACGAAGAUGAAUAUUCAAACAGUCUCGCAACGAUUCAGAUCUCGUGCUGGAGAUAAUUGAAGACGUUAUUUACUCAUAUUUAUAAGGCGCCAUGUCUGUGUGCCGGAAGCUAACAAAAACAUAUAUCAUCGAGUUUUGUCGUCUUCUGAGGACUCACAAACAUUUCUAUGGGUCCUUAUUCUCAUACAAGAAUUGAUCAGAUGCAAAAUCUCAGCGGAUAACUCACUUUUUUUAACCUACGUGAUUGCAUUCUUGGCUGUCAUUUUAAUAUCGUGUCAAUUUGUGAAAAGAUAAGUCUUCAGCUGUUCUAUGAACUAACUGUACUAAAAUCUCAAAAGGAUUGAUAAAUCCUAAUUUUUUUAAUUUUGAUGACGUUACUUGAAAACUAGGUAUAGCCCAUGCCAGCUUUAGAAGUCAUUUCCUUGAUACCUCUUUAUAUUGGGGCAAGUUACGAGUUGAAAAUUACCUUGAGAUCCUCGGUUUUACUGAGUAGAAAGAUGGUGAUUUAGGUCAGUACAAGACACGAAGAUAUACAUGCUAAUUGCUGGAUUGAAAUUACGUGAAUCGUGAAUCGCCUUUCUUUCACCAACUUUUUGGCUUCUCAAAUUUUCUGUCUACAAUUGUUUUCUUAGUUUUCUUUGCAGAAAUUAAAUGUUGACGGUUGACAAUUUGUUACAUUUUUGACAGACUGGAGAGGAAGAACUCCCAUAUAGCACAAGCAUUGGAGUCUUCUAAGAAGGACUUCGAAGUUUACCUCGCUCGUUUGGAAAUGACGCGGAAAGAUAUUGAACUUGUUUUUUCGCCGUUAUUUGAAAGGCAACGUUGUCGAGAUUUCAGUAGUGAGGUAGAAAGCAAUGAAGCAGUCGAGACAUGUGAAUCUAGAGAGGAAAAUCGCAAAGUUUACGCUAAUGAAAGAGAAGGUUAUGGCGACAUGGAAGAAUUGGAUUAAACGAGAUACAAGAUGCUGGAUUUCGGGAAACUCGUUUGAUUGUGGACGAAGUAGACUUGAAUAACAGACACCCAGAUUGAGAGGAGCGGUUCAAAAUUUUUUUUAAGAGGCAUUUAAUCAAAACAAUGAUUCUCGCAGGUGGACUGCAAUUUCAGCAAUUUCAGAAAAGAGGCCUGAGGAAAAAUCAGGCCUCGACGGAAUUCGAACCCAUGUCUUCCACGUACCCUUUGGACGCAACUAGGGAAAGCCCGGCAAAUUUCAGAUUUUAAAGAGACUUAUAUUAAAGGAAUCCACCUUUUAGUAGUAUUUUUAUGGGUUUGGGUGACUUUAAAAUCUACCUUAUUUUCAUUCCAAAAAACUAAUUAUUAAAAAUGUCAC
Pocillopora meandrina is the source of this 8354-nucleotide messenger RNA. Lineage: Eukaryota; Metazoa; Cnidaria; Anthozoa; Scleractinia; Pocilloporidae. The record is from the annotation of a GenBank genome assembly.